Symbiodinium necroappetens is the source of this 666-nucleotide messenger RNA. NCBI's taxonomy places the organism in Eukaryota, Dinophyceae, Suessiales, Symbiodiniaceae. The record is from the annotation of a GenBank genome assembly.
AUGCAGCAGAAGCUGGAAGAGCUUCAGCGCGAAAUAAUCGAAGUUAUGGACCAACACCAGGACAAGUUACAGGAGCAGGAAAAAAGUUCGCUGCAAGAUGCGCAGCCCAUGCCAGCCCUGACGGACGCGGCAGCCCUGACUGAGGCUUGUUCCAACUGUGGCCACUUUCCGCUACUACCAGACAGUGUCUACUGCCGCAAGUGCGGGCACAGAAGAAAUCAGGACGAAUACGAUGACGAUCCACAGGGUGACAAGAGGCGCAUGCUACACAUCCUCCGCAAGGUUGAAGAGGAUCUAAAUCUCUACCGACAAGUUGUGCAGAAGCAGAGAGGACUGCUGGAUCACCAAUUAAGGUUCUUGCUAGCGAUGCGUGACACAACUCCCACGAACUACAAGGAUGCAGACGUCAUCCUCCUUGACCAGCGAGUGCGGCUUCUGGAGAUGAUCAACUCUUUCCAAGAAAACGCAGAGGAAAUCGAUAACCUCUUCAAUGUGCCGGCUGUCUCGGAGGAAAAUGAGGCGCCAUUUUCGUCAAGCUUGUGGGCUGAUUCCCCUGGUGGAGAGACACCAGGUGGCCAAGGCAUGCCAAACGACAGUGUGGACAGAAUUGACACGAGUCUUCCAGGCUUGCCAGGCAGCUCCGAAAAGCGUGAGCGACCGCUGUAG